CAGAGAGUCGCGCGCGUUAAUAAAUCAGGAAACAGAGAAGAAUAGUGAGACAUUUAUAGAUUUGUAAUCACGUAAUGUUAAAUAAUAUACAUUUUAUCCAGGUUUUUAGCGGUCAAUAAGGAGCAAACACAGGUGUUGAUGAUGGUGGAGAAUUCUCCGUCUCCUUUACCUGAAAGAGCGAUCUACGGCUUUGUGCUGUUUUUGGGAUCUCAGUUCGCGUUCUUGCUGUAUUUAGUGUGGGCUUUUGUCCCGGAGGUUUGGCUUCAUUCCGUUGGACUGACCUAUUGGCCACAGAAAUAUUGGGCUCUGGCUGCUCCCAUAUACCUGCUGGUCACUAUAACCACAUGUUUUGUGCUGCUGUUUGGUGUAAAUCUGAUGAACGUGGCUCCACUCGCUUCAGUAGACAACAUCACAGAUCACUUCGCAAAGAGUCAGCGUUUGGAAGAGUGUCAGGAUGGAGCGAUUCCCAGACUGCGAGAUUUCUCCAUUAGUGAAAUAAACCGUCUGUUUUACCUCGAUCGACACGAUGAGAACACACUCAAUAUGACAAGACACCGGUGAAGUUUUAUUUUGUCUUAUGCCCUUCAUAGGGAGUGUCUCACAUUUGCAGAUGUUUGCCAUUGUUCAGAGUUGAGAUGAUCAGAUCCAUCAGCCGCUGUGACAGGCCUGAGAUUUGACUCUCUGAUGAACUCUAGUGUGUGUGUUAUCAUCACGAGUGCUCACAGUAUGCACUGACUGAACGACCCCUGACACUGAGGCACACCACUGAGACAAGAGGAGUCUGGGUUCUGGAUGUUGUUGCGCUUUUGAAACAAACAAUAAAAUA
Messenger RNA from Myxocyprinus asiaticus (Chinese sucker), 826 nucleotides. RefSeq names its product phosphatidylinositol N-acetylglucosaminyltransferase subunit P-like. Bases 139 to 561 code for a protein of 140 amino acids. Lineage: Eukaryota; Metazoa; Chordata; Actinopteri; Cypriniformes; Catostomidae. Gene Ontology annotation, molecular function: phosphatidylinositol N-acetylglucosaminyltransferase activity. The transcript is spliced from 5 exons. The record is from RefSeq and is a predicted model, not a curated record. Gene Ontology annotation, biological process: GPI anchor biosynthetic process.